Messenger RNA from Cottoperca gobio, 6148 nucleotides. RefSeq names its product contactin associated protein 2a (gene cntnap2a). Lineage: Eukaryota; Metazoa; Chordata; Actinopteri; Perciformes; Bovichtidae. The record is from RefSeq and is a predicted model, not a curated record.
GCCAGUCUGACGGACCGACUGGCGUUACCACCACCCUGCUGGUUUUUCUGAGUGUUUCCUCUCCCUCUCCCGUUCUGCUGCGUCCACACCGGCCGUGAAGAUGCACCGGCACCGACCUGCCCAGGGAUUGACGUUGUUAUUGCCGGUCGCUUUGUGGAUUUUCAGCCAUGUCAACUGUGUGCACGGAGCUUUGCCAACAACCCAUAAGUGUGAUGAGGCUCUAGCCUUUCCUCUGCCUCACACAGCCUUCACCAGCUCGUCGGUCUUCUCCAACGGAUACGCACCUGGAUAUGUCAAGCUCAACAGGAGAGGAGGUGCUGGUGGAUGGUCACCUCUGGACAGUGACCAUUAUCAGUGGCUACAGGUGGACCUGGGUUCCAGAAAGCAGGUGAGCGCCCUGGCAACGCAGGGUCGCUACAGCAGCUCCGAUUGGACGACGCGGUACCGUCUCCUCUACAGCGACAGCGGCAGGAACUGGAAACCGUAUCACCAAGACGGCAACAUCUGGGCCUUCUCCGGAAACUCCAACUCGGAGAGCUCAGUUCGCCACGAGCUGCAGCAGGGAAUCGUGGCGCGCUUCCUGAGGCUCGUCCCACUGGACUGGAGUGAAGAGGGACGGAUUGGUCUGCGCAUAGAAGUCUAUGGCUGCUCCUACUGGGCGGGCGUGAUCAACUUUGAUGGACAGGGUGUAAUCUCAUAUCGUUUUAAGGUGAAGAAGAUGAAGAUCAUCAAGGAUGUGAUUGCACUGAGGUUCAAGACGUCAGAGAGCGAGGGUGUGAUUCUCCACGGGGAGGGCCAACAGGGAGACUACAUAACCCUGGAGCUCCGCAUGACCAAGCUGAUGCUGCAGAUUAACCUGGGCAGUAAUCAGUAUGGCUCUAUCCUGGGUCACACCUCUGUGACCACCGGCAGCCUCUUGGAUGACAAUCACUGGCACUCAGUGGUGAUCGAACGCUACCGCCGUAAUGUCAACUUCACUUUGGACAGACACACGCAGCACUUCAGGACCAAUGGAGAGUUUGACCACCUGGAUUUGGACUAUGAGUUGAGUUUUGGUGGGAUGCCAUACAGUGGGAAGCCGGCGGGAGGCGGGAGGAAGAACUUUAAAGGCUGCAUGGAGAGCAUCAACUACAACGGAGACAACAUCACAGACCUGGCCCGCCGAAAGAAACUAGACACCUCCAGCUUUCGUAACCUGUCCUUCUCCUGCGUGGAGACGCACACCUUCCCGGUCUUUUUUAAUGCCACCAGCUUCCUGCAGCUGCCCGGUCGAGCCAAUCACGACACAAUAUCUGUCAGCUUCCAGUUUCGUACGUGGAACCCCGACGGGCUCCUCUUCUUCAGUAAUCUUGAUGACGGCACGCUGGAGAUCUCCCUCGAGGACAGCAAGGUUGCAGUUCAUAUUAAUGUGACGGAGGCCACCAGAAACCACCGGGUAGACUUGUCCUCAGGUUCAGGCCUUAACGACGGGCAAUGGCACGCAAUCCGUUUGGUCGCCAAGGAGAACUUUGCCAUGUUAACAAUAGAUGGCGAGGAGGCGUCUGCCGUGCGCUCCACCUCACCUCUCAGCAUCGCCACGGGAGGAACCUAUCACUUAGGAGGGUAUUUUCUGCAGACGCUCUUCCCACCCUCCCAGCGUUCCUUCCAGGGUUGUAUGCAAGCGAUUUUGGUGGACGACCAACCAGCUGAUUUGCACGCAGUGGAGAAAGGCACUAUGGGAGCUUUUGAGAACGUCAGCCUAGACAUGUGUGCAAUCAUCGACAGGUGUAUGCCUAAUCACUGUGAGCACGGCGGCCGCUGUAAACAGGCGUGGGACAGUUUCAGCUGCACCUGUGAUGGAACAGGAUACACUGGAGCCACCUGCCACACUUCUAUCUAUGAGCCAUCAUGCGAGGCCUAUAAGCAUCUGGGCAGGUCCUCUGACACCUACUGGAUCGACCCUGACGGCAGCGGACCCCUUGGCCCCUUCAAAGUCAAUUGCAACAUGACAGAAGACAAAGUGUGGACGACAGUUAUGAACAACCUGCCACCCAAGACUGCAGUGACUGGCUCCAGCAGAGAGAGACGCACCGUCCUACAGGUUAACUACAGUGCCUCUAUGGACCAGGUGACAGCCAUCACCACCAGCGCAGAGUACUGUGAGCAGCAAAUCGCCUACAGCUGUCGCAUGUCCAGACUGCUCAACACUCCAGAUGGGACCCCCUUCACGUGGUGGGUGGGCCGGGGCAGCGAGAAGCACUUCUACUGGGGCGGCUCAGGGCCAGGCAUCCAGAAAUGUGCCUGCGGCAUCGACAGGAACUGCACUGACCCCAAGUAUGACUGCAACUGUGAUGCCAACCACAAGCAAUGGAGAGAAGACGCCGGGCUCUUGGUUUAUAAAGAGCACCUGCCAGUCAGCCAGGUAGCCGUGGGUGACACCAACAGACCGGGCUCUGAGGCUAAGCUGACCGUUGGACCGCUCCGUUGCCAAGGAGAUGAUAACUACUGGAACGCUGCAUCCUUCACCAUCCCGUCAUCCUACCUGCACUUUGCCACCUUCCAGGGAGAGACCAGCGCAGACAUAUCCUUCUAUUUCAAGACCAGCGCGCCCUACGGCGUCUUUCUGGAAAACCUGGGCAACACUGACUUCAUUCGUUUGGAGCUUAAAUCUCCUAAAGUCAUCUCCUUCUCCUUCGACGUUGGAAACGGACCCGUGGAGUUAACGGUACAUUCGGCCACGCCCCUCAAUGAUGACCAAUGGCAUCGCGUGAUGGCCGAGCGAAACGUCAAAGAGUCCGUCCUUCAGUUAGAUCAGACAUAUCGGGCAUCUCAGCUUGCUCCUGCACAGGGGCACACACGGCUAGAGCUGUUCAGCCAGCUCUACGUGGGUGCUGCAGGGGGUCAGAGGGGGUUUCUGGGAUGUAUCCGAGCCCUACGGAUGAAUGGCAUCACCCUGGACCUGGAGGAGAGGGCCAAGGUCACGCCCGGGGUCAAGCCCGGUUGCCAAGGCCACUGCACCAGUUUUGAGAUGUUCUGCCAGAACGGAGGGAAGUGUGUGGAGAGGUACAACGGAUACUUGUGUGACUGCACCGACACCGCCUACGAUGGCCUGUUCUGCAUCAGAGACGUCGGGGGUUUCUUUGAGGCGGGAACACUGGUCAAGUAUAACUUCAUGCCCGAAGCCGUUGCAGGAGCCAGUAGGGACGCAAAGAUCCUGACGCACCAGCUGACGCCACAUGAAGUGAAUCUAACAAAGGAGGAAGUGGCCUUUAGUUUCAGCACAUCCAACGCUCCAGCUAUUCUGAUGUACGUCAGCUCCAAGACGCAGGAUUAUCUGGCUGUGGUUUUAAGGCAGAAUGGUUCACUGCAGGUGCGCUACAACCUGGGAGGUCUGAGGGAGCCAUUUUCUAUAGAUGUGGACCAGAGAAACCUGGCCAACGGACAUCCACACAGCAUCAACAUGUCCCGUGUGGACAGACACAUCACCAUCCAGUUGGAUUAUUACCCUCCAGUCAGCUACAGCCUCCCCGACGCCUCAGACACUCAGUUCAACCUGGUGAAGACGCUGUUCUUGGGUAAAGUGUUUGAAACGGGACACAUAGACCCGGUCCUCAUCGAUCGGUACAACACUCCAGGCUUCGUCGGGUGUCUUUCACGGGUACAGUUCAACGGCGUCGCCCCCCUCAAGUCUGCACUGAGAAGUGUUCCACCGGAUUCACCGACAGCCAGUCAGCCAGACAGACGAGCUGCAGCCGCCUCGCCCGUGUCUUUCCAAGGCAAACUGCUGGAGUCCAACUGUGGUUCGUCACCUCUCACCAUCCCACCAAUGUCUGCUGCCACAGAUCCCUGGCAUCUGGACAACACAGAUGCAGAGUUCCCCUUCAAUGAGGAGAGAGUGAUUCCUGAUGGAGUCAACAGAGACUCGGCCAUCAUCGGAGGUAUCAUCGCGGUGGUGAUCUUUACCAUCUUAUGCACUCUGGUGUUCCUGAUCCGCUACAUGUUCCGUCACAAAGGCACCUACCACACCAACGAGGCCAAGAGCAGCGGGGAGUCCGCCGGAGAAUCAGCGGACACGGCCAUCAUCGGCACGGACAACCCUGAAACCAUCGACGAAUCAAAGAAGGAGUGGUUCAUCUAACGGCCGAUGAGACUUUGAGAGAGGAAGUGAUUCGUCAGACCGUCAGGUGCCAGGAGGUUUUAUUCAAUGGUCUAUCGCGGGGGAGAUGGAGUAACAGGCCGUGCAAUAGGACAAUAAUCUCCCCGAGAGGGCAGGUUGUGGGAAAGACGAGUACAGAAAUCUUUUUUGUUUGUUUGUUUGUUUAGUUUUUUAUAUAUUCAGAGUAUUAGAAAUGAGAAGAGGGACGGUUAUGCAGCGGAGCACGGCUGUAAGAGACUGUACAUGCAUAUACUAACCGGCUUGUCCUUCUUUGUAUCGUGCUUGGGAGUUUUCAGGAGUCCUUUGAAUACUGUAUAUGACAAAUAAUUAUACUUACUGGGUCGUGUGAUAGCACAGAUUUAUUGCCAGUCUCUGUUGCAUUUUGAUUUUAUUUUUUAACAAAAGUCUUAUAUCAAAAAUGAUCAAAUCGACAUGCCAAACCCUUUGUUUUUAUUUAUCAGGCUGUGGUCGCACCAGUCUGUCAACAAUCACAUCGGCCGAAGGACAUGCCACCUAUAUUGUGGUAAUAUAGAGUUGAAUAUGGAUGCCAAAACUCACUUUGUAAAUACAAUAUUUUGUGUUACUUUUUCUUUUUCUCAAAAGAUUUAUUCAGAGUCCAGUACAUAAACACUAAUGAGAAAUGUCAGAUCUAUAUUACAAUAUCAUAUGUCUGUCCAUUACAGUAUUAAAUAUAGAGUUUUAUGUUUAAAUCUUAUGACAUUCGAUUGUAUGUGACGUUCCUUUCUGAGGAAGUUUCUUUCCAGCGCGGCGGGAAAUCACUUCCUGGUUGGUUUAGCUCAACAUGGCAGCUUUCUUCACACGAGCCCUCCGCUUGUUUCUUUGCCAAACACUUGAGUCUUACAUCAUUUACCGAUCGGCUCGGAUGUUCCUGUUAAAUGUUUAACUUUGAGUUGAGGACUUAUUACAUCUUAGACUGACGUUGGACUGUGGGUUUGCAGUGCGUGCAUCUGUGUGCAGAUUAAUACAGAAAAGACGCUUCACACAGAUGAGAUCCAAUAACUUGCCUGACGAUUAAUGAAUUUGAUCGAUGCACUGACCUCCGUGCAUUAAGUAUUUGAAGCAGCAUAAAACAAAACAAAAAUCAUAGAUACCUAAUAUUUGUUUAAUCUGGGAUCUUGAUCUGGGAAAGGUUGAUUUGAUAAUUGGCUUUCUAAUCCGUUGUGCCUUCAGGGUGUUCAGCCCCAGAUCGCUUAAACACAAAUUUACUACAAUAACUUGCUGCAUGAAUUCUUAAUAAUCUGAACAUCUUUAUGUUUCCUGAUUUGAGUCGUCUUCUCAGACAAAGCUUCACCGCAAAUGUCUCUUUCUCCUAAAGUCUGAAGCUUUGUAGUCGUGUAGGUUUGUACGCUGCAGGAGAAGGCACAUUAACACAUCAGAGAGAAGGAUCUAAUACACAGGUUUACACCUACCCUCUGUGACGCACGUACACACGCUAACAUGCAUGUUUUAUGGAGCAUGAGUGAAGGUUGUUCAGAAUGAGGAGGCUAAGUUGAGCUUCUCUCUCACAGUCCAACAUACGAGAUGCACAAUAUACUUUCUGACCAUCUUGUUUUCCCCGUCACCGUCGCGUGUGUUUACCCUUCCGUAGCAUUUACAGAACAAUGUUUUACAGUUGAAACCAGCUGCCAGCUUUGUUUCUUUGUUGUGAAUUUUCUUUCUGUAUGUCUGUUUGGUCAACUUGUUGCCAUGACGCCGUGUUACAUGAAUGAUUUUGUACGUCGCCUCAUGGUUGAGAUCACUUUAUCAGAUCAGGUGAACUCAGCCUGCCUUCUACCGCGGCCUCAAAGAAGACUUCCCCUGUCCACACAUCACAUCCAUGAAGGGAAAACCAGUGACUUUCCUUUUUUUAAAUAAUUAUAUUACUAUACAUAAACACACGCCCUCGAUAUGUGGUUUGAACAUAACGAUGAUAAUGAAUUAUCAGCUCCAGACAUGACCCAUAUGUUCUGCUUUCAGUUCUACUCAGUUCAAUAAAGAGUGUUUGAUCUUUAA